Messenger RNA from Psilocybe cubensis, 762 nucleotides. RefSeq lists its product as uncharacterized. Bases 1 to 762 code for a protein of 253 amino acids. Gene Ontology annotation, molecular function: structural constituent of ribosome. The record is from RefSeq and is a predicted model, not a curated record. The transcript is spliced from 5 exons. Gene Ontology annotation, cellular component: ribosome. NCBI's taxonomy places the organism in Eukaryota, Fungi, Basidiomycota, Agaricomycetes, Agaricales, Agrocybaceae. Gene Ontology annotation, biological process: translation.
AUGGACGCUGCGGCUCACGAUGAAGAAAGGUUGGACGGUCUUGAGGAGGUUUUGUUGUCGGUCGACCCCGCCACAGGGGCACAAAAACUUGUCGACCUCGACGAUGAGAAACGCUACCGUGUUUUCUUCGACAAGAAAAUCGCACAAGAGGUUCCCGGAGACUCUAUUGGCGACGAGUGGAAGGGCUACAUUUUCCGCAUUACCGGUGGAAACGACAAGCAAGGUUUCCCCAUGAAGCAGGGUGUCCUCCUCCCCCACCGUGUCCGACUCCUCCUCUCCGACGGACACUCGUGCUACCGUAUCCGCCGCACUGGUGAACGCCGCCGCAAAUCCGUUCGUGGCUGCAUCGUCGGCCCCGAUAUCGCUGUUCUCUCCUUGAUCAUUGUUAAGCAGGGAGAGUCAGAUAUCCCCGGACUUACAGAUGUCGUUCUCCCCAAGAGACUCGGUCCCAAGCGUGCCACCAAGAUCAGGAAAUUCUUCAACUUGACCAAGGAGGACGAUGUUAGGAAAUACGUUGUGCGAAGAGAGGUCGUCAGCAAGAAGAAAGAGGGUGCUAAGCCAUACACCAAGGCUCCCAAGAUCCAGAGACUGGUUACCCCCAUCCGUCUCCAGCGCCGCCGUCACCUCCUCUCCCUCAAGCGCCGAAAGAUCGAGCAACAGAAGGAGCAGAAGAGCGAAUACGAUGUCCUCAUUGCCAAGCGCGUCGCAGAAAAGAAGGCCAAGGUUGCCGCUAUCAAGGCCGCUCACCACAAGACAGCUUAA